AUGUCUUACAAUUUUUUGAACAAAGUAGUUGUGGUGACUGGCGGAUUAUCAGGUAUUGGACUAUCAACCACCAUUAAGCUUUUACGCCAAGGUGCUAAAGUAGUUGUUGGGGAUUUAGCUCACGAGCAAGAGAUUGAUUUUGUGGUCAGCAAGAUCAAUGAAUCAGCUCCAGAUUCAAAUGUGCAUCACAACUUGCGAUUUCUCAGGACCAAUAUUCACUCCUGGCAAGAUAAUGUCAAUCUUGUAGAUUUUGCUUUGGAUGAGUACAAGGGGAUUGAUUAUGUCGUUGCCAAUGCGGCCAUGAUACGCCGCAAUGGGGAGGGGGCUAGUGAUGAGCCAACAUUAGAUGAGUUCAAUGAGGUGGUGAAUGUGAAUCUUGGUGGAACAUUUGCUUUCAACAAGUUGUGUAUCAAUUAUUGGAAAGAGUUUAAAAAGCUGGGCAACAUUGUCAAUGUGGGAUCAGUAUUUGGACAUAAAGUGACUGAUCCUAAUCUCGUUGAUUUGAAUUAUUCCAAGAGUGGCAUUCAUACACUAACCAAAUCAAUGGCAUUGGGGUGUGCUUCAUUAGGUAUCAGAGUCAAUGAAGUGUGUCCUGGAUUUAUCAAGACUCCAAUGUUGGAAACGGUUUUGGGAUCGGAUCAAUAUGAUCAUAUUGUAAAUGGAAUUCCCAUGCAAAAGAUUGGUGAUGGUGAUGAUGUUGCUAAUGCUAUAUGUUUCUUAUUAAGUGAUGAUGCUAGGUACAUCACAGGUGCGUCAGUGGUUGUUGAUGGUGGAUAUUCAUGUUCGUAG
Molecule: messenger RNA, 789 nt
Organism: Lodderomyces parapsilosis
Lineage: Eukaryota; Fungi; Ascomycota; Pichiomycetes; Serinales; Debaryomycetaceae
Exons: 1
Coding region: 1-789 (262 amino acids)
Source: RefSeq, a predicted model, not a curated record